Messenger RNA from Lodderomyces orthopsilosis Co 90-125, 1278 nucleotides. Its product is annotated as GPI-anchor transamidase subunit. Bases 1 to 1278 code for a protein of 425 amino acids. Lineage: Eukaryota; Fungi; Ascomycota; Pichiomycetes; Serinales; Debaryomycetaceae. Gene Ontology annotation, biological process: protein localization to cell surface; attachment of GPI anchor to protein. The transcript has a single exon. The record is from RefSeq and is a predicted model, not a curated record. Gene Ontology annotation, cellular component: GPI-anchor transamidase complex; membrane.
AUGGGUAAACUACUUCAAGUGUUUAUCAUUGGUGGGUUCAUACGAUUUCUACUACCUACAUUUAUUCCUUCAAUUACGACCACUCUUUCUUCAACGGUUGAAUUGAAUACACCCAUAACUUCGUUCAAGUCCCUUCUCGAGGCGAUAUACUUUUUCAAUCAUGAUAUCGAUUUGUACGAUGGAGGUGUGAACCACCACCCGCCAUUGGUAAUCAUACUUGCUUCCUGGAUUAGUGUUUUUCCAUUCUCACAAGUUUUGUUCAAUUUGGUGUAUACUGUCACUGACUUAUUGAUUGCUUGGAAGAUAGUUCAACUUAACCAGUGGUAUAACAAUUCGCGUAGUAAGAUCGCUGGAUCCCAAGUGACAGGUUUCAACGAUGAUUUGAUUGCAUGCUUUUACUUGUUCAACCCAUUGGUUAUCUUGACAAACUUGAGUCAUUCUACGGUUGUGUUUACAUGGUAUUUCAUCAUUGAGAGCUUAACUCAAAUAACGCUCAAGAGGAAUGUUGUACGGUCAAUGAUUGCGUUCGCAGUAGCAACAUAUCUAUCAUUUAACGCGUUGUAUCUUCUUCCUUCAGUGUUGGGAUUGGCACUCAAGAUUUUUCCAACAACCACAAUAAAGUUGUUACGCGUCAGCUUGGUGAUUUACCUCGGAUCAUUGCUUCUUUUGGCAUCAGCUUCAUUUGCAUUUACAUCAUCGUGGCGCUUUUUAGAUAACUGCUAUUUGGCGGUCGUAUUUUUCAAAAAGAUAACACCCAAUGUCGGCUUAUGGUGGUAUCUAUUCACCGAAAUGUUUGAAUUCUUUACCCCAUUUUACCUUGGAAUGUUCAACUUAUACUCAUUUUCAUUCAUCGUACCAAUUGCGAUGCGUUUAUUUGAGUCAAAGGCUGCUCCUAAACUAGGUGAUUCAUUUUUAGCUGUGUUGUUGUCUUUGUUAUGGAUAUCAUUCACCAAAUCCUAUCCAACGAUUGGAGAUUUAGGAUUUGCAUUAUCAAUAUUGCCAAUUUUCAAAGGAACUGUGUUACCUUACUGCAAAAUGAUCUAUGUUUCGAGUAUGACUUUAGUUACAGCGCUAAUCUUAUCCCCUAUAUUCUAUUACUGUUGGAUUGUUUUAGGAAACGGUAAUGCAAAUUUCUUCUACAGCAUAAACUUAAUAUGGGGUGGUGUGCAUAUUCUCAUUUUGAUGGAUUUAUUAUGGGCAAAGCUCAUUGUUGAUUACGGUGUGGAAAAUGAUGUAUGUAAAGAACAACUUAAAAAGAUUAACUUGGCGCAGAUAUAG